Ixodes scapularis (black-legged tick) is the source of this 3428-nucleotide messenger RNA. RefSeq lists its product as uncharacterized. Lineage: Eukaryota; Metazoa; Arthropoda; Arachnida; Ixodida; Ixodidae. The record is from RefSeq and is a predicted model, not a curated record.
UGGGGCAAUAAUCACCGAAAACUGUCCUCUGCAAAAAGCACUCGCUCCCUCCGCGGGACGAAGAAAAGAAAAACGCUUUAAAGAUGCCGCGCUUUGUUACAUCUCCGUGCGCUGUGGGCACACAUGGCUGGUACGGACGUGGGUACGGACACAAACGUCCCCAUCCUCCCAGUUGGCUUGGCCAUGCAGGGAUCACCCGAAAUUUAGUUUCUUUAUAUUUUUUCCCCCUCCUGUUCCAGAUGUUUUCUGCAGCAGUUAUUGCUGUACCCUUCCCACGCCGAAGCCUUGAACUCUCUCACGAGUUGCGAGGCGAUUUGGUGGUCGUGUUCACAUAAAUCUGAGAAGUAACUGUAACGACGUUACUUUUUACAGUUACUUUCGAAAUUUGUUACACGUGGUUUGUCUCGUCCUUGCUUUUGGGCUAAGUUAUUUUCUACGCUUGCGGCAGUUGAAAUCGCGUGACGGUGGUCAUUGAAGAAUGUAAGACGGGCUCACAGGAGAAGAGUCAGAAUGGUCUACUGCUGCGUACCGUUCUGCAAGUCAGAACGGGGCACGGCAGUGGGAGUCAGCUUCCAUGAAUUUCCCACCACAAGGAUCCGGGACGAGUGGAUAAAGGCCGUCAGUCGCAAAGGUAAAUAUUAUUCAGUUUGAGUAGUUCACUAGACAACACGUAAGGCAUCUGACGCUUCGGUUCUAUUUGAUUUCAGGCGCUGCGGCGGAGGUCUGGUUCCCAAGCGACCGCUCAGUUGUUUGCAGUCUUCAUUUCAAGGAUGAAGACUAUCGUUCAGGACUGAAGCAGAAACGACUAAAGGCAGACGCAGUUCCCUCAACGUUCCCAGGGUAUCCUACGUAUCUCAAGUCGACACAGAAAAAACCGCGACGUGUUUUAAAGCGUACAUCGGAUGAAAGCCAGAACACUGCGCACAGAAAAAGAAAAAGAAUGGAUUGCCCCCUUGAUGACUUCUCUGCCAGUACUGUUGAUGAAGUGCAGCCACAAGAGAGUGAAUCGUCACAGAUUUUACGACAGGUUCAAGACUGUAACACGCAGGUCUUCACAGUUCCACCCAUUCAUGUCAACAUCCAGGAAACAAGACACACGCCCAGUUUUCCAUGUCAGACAGUGCUCACAUCAAGAAAGCUUGUGUCCCUACAGAAGCAGCUGAAGACACUCAAGAGGAAGUGCAUCAAGCUUCAAAGUGCAAAACGUGUUCUGAAGGAAGAGGUGAAGGCAUUGACACAACGACUAGAGAAAGCUGAACAAACUGUAAAGACUACGAACAUCGAGCUUCUUUUGGACCAGGCAGAGGAAGGAAGGCCAAAGGCGUUGUUCCUUCAACAGCAGCUUCGGUGCCUAAAGUUGAAAAAACAUCAUUGGUCCGAGGAGACUGUGCGACUGUGCAUACAGUGGCACUCAAAAUCGCCUUGUGCCUAUCAACUCGUUCGAGCUUCUGAAGCUCUCAGCCUGCCUAGUCGAUCCACAUUGAAACGGUAUGUUGGACCAUGUACUGGAGAAGAAAUGGUGUCCUCUUUGAUGAAGCAAAGGCUGCACCAAGAGGCUAAACUUCAUUCAGAGCUGGCACGGCAUGGUUCUCUCGUCAUGGACGAGAUGUCCAUUAAGCAGGGCGUGGAGUACCAAAGGGAGGGAGACUCGGUUCACGGCCUGGUACAACUGGGUGGACUGGAGACCCAGUAUGAGCAGCAAGACGAAGUUGCUACGCACUUGCUAUGCUUCGUUUUCGUGGGGCUUUCAAGCCACUACAGGCUCCCUGUUGGGUAUUACUUCACGAAGGCGCUAACUGGGCAACAGCUUCAUCAGCUGGGGCUGGAAGUCAUGCGCUCAGUUGAAGACGCAGGAUUUACAGUUUUGAGGCUUGUAGGAGACAAUCAUGCGUCGAACUGCAAGUACUUCUCGACUUUGAGUGGAGGAAAAAUCACUCCUGUUGUAAGCCAUCCACUGGACAAGAAACGGAAGCUGUUUCUUGCGUUUGACCCCUGUCACAUUUUGAAGAAUAUCAGGUCGCAAUUCCUAGCAUCAAACAGGUUUCUAUGUAACAAUGGGAAGUAUAUCACUCCAAAGUAUGUGAGGGGCAUCUACGACCUCCAACAAAAGCAAGGCGCCUUCACUCUGGUGAGAGGACUGUCCCGAAAACAUGUCUUCCCUUCCAAUUUUGAAAAGAUGAAUGUGAAAAGGGCCCUGGACGUUGUGUCCCCUCAGGUGACCUCGGUGCUGAGGUACCUCCAGAGGUAUGGAACGCAGUUUGGCAUCUUCGGCUUCGAGGACUGUCUUCCUACUAUUGAAUUUGUGGAGCUUGUUUACAAGUGGUUUAGCCUUCACAACAUCCGCAGCAGCACCUUUCACAUCUUCAGCAAGGACCCCAUGAGGAUGCCAUUUUAUGAUGCUAAUGACGAGAGGCUGUCCUGGCUGGAGAACGAUCUCCUGGAUUACUUCUUGGUCUGGAAGGACAGUGCUCCUGCAAAGGCCGCAUUUCUCUCGGAGGAAACCUACGAGGCACUGUGCAUCACUACUGCUUCCACGGUCCCUUGCACAAGGCACCUGCUAGACAGGGGAUUCCACUUCGUCCUGACGUCACGAUAUUCCAGCGACGAUGUAGAGGCUUUGUUCUCUACUGUGCGGCAACUGAACGGUCAAAAUGAUCAGACAGAUGCCCGUGCCGCCUUGUCCUCACUCCAGAAGAUCCUUGUGACUGGGCUCCUGCAUUCAUCAAAAAGUGGGAACACGAGCCAUACAAUUGGGACCCUGGGGGACCUAAAGAAACUUGCCUCAACAGCCUCCUCCACAGCAUCACGUCCUGUUGGCCUCGCUGACAUUUUGCGACCAUACACUCCUGCUCUGGAGAUGCUCCCAGGGACACCUCAACCAGGACUGCAAGCAAGCACACUAGGCCUUGUCGCCGGCUUCCUGGUUCGGGCCGUGCAGGACAACAUUUCUUGCCUGGGCUGCCUUGACACUGUGAAGGCGCCAGCGUCAUCCUCCCCCACAACGGCACUGAUCGUCAACAUAGACCGUGGUGGCCUCUCCUACCCACGUCUGUCCUUCGUCGGAUUGGUCAUAAACCUGGAGAAAGCUGCAAGCGCUUCAGUCACCGCGCUCCUGAAGAGUAAGCGGCCAGUACAGCAGUUUCUGGGGGCUGUGCUCCCAGCUCUGUGUAGGAACCCCCUGCUACAAUGCGAGCAUGACUCUUCCGAAGACCACAGAAGGGCCCUUGCUACCGUGAUAGUAAGAAAAUUCAUGAGGCCCUUCUUGGUCAACCAUACAAGGAAUGUGUCAGAAAGGAAGCGGAAGAAGAAGAACCUCAAGGGCAAACCAGAAUCAAGGAAGGUGCUCAAGGUGUAAGUGCCUGUGUGACAAAGAGAAGGUGACUUCAACGAAAGGGCGAAGUGCAAGAAAUAAAAUUCCUUGAAAAGUA